Molecule: messenger RNA, 3848 nt
Organism: Homarus americanus (American lobster)
Lineage: Eukaryota; Metazoa; Arthropoda; Malacostraca; Decapoda; Nephropidae
Gene: Eogt
Product: EGF domain-specific O-linked N-acetylglucosamine transferase-like
Exons: 13
Coding region: 106-1677 (523 amino acids)
Cellular component (GO): endoplasmic reticulum lumen
Molecular function (GO): protein N-acetylglucosaminyltransferase activity
Source: RefSeq, a predicted model, not a curated record
CAGAGCGUCAGUGUGGCGGCCGACUUAAUAGUGUGUGGUCCUAUAGACUAACACAAGUGAGUUAGUGUCUACAUUAUAUAUGGGAAGUUACUGUACAACACAAAGAUGAAACACUACAGAACGUGGGUGUUUGUGUUGCUGUGGGCUGCUGCUGGUACAGGCGGCUACCAGUGGGACGCCCUGCAGCUCCACCCACAACACCUGGCCUUCUUCUUCAACAAUAACCCACAGGUGGCCGAGGAGUGUCGGAGAAGUGCGUCUUGUCCCUAUAAGAUGCACCUUGACCGGCCAGCGUGUUGGGGUUACGAGGACGACUGUACGACUGACCGAGCGUACAGUCACCCGUCCUGUCCCGGUGAUGCUAGAGGUUGGGUGAAGAGUAAAGAAGAACAGAUCUCGACCUUCUACCAUCAGGGAGACUUUGGUUACAUCAAGGAGAAGCGACAACAACUCCAAGUGAUCUGUGAGCCGCAGCGAGAGGGUGAUUCAUCGUUGGAGUGUGUAGACUACCUGCAGUUCUGUCGAGGGAGGAACAUAUACAUUGACUUCCGCCCACUGAAACACCGCAAGGAGGUGGUGCACUAUCAUAUGGACGUCUUGGACUCGGGGCAGAUCGGCGGUCAUUGCAGGUUAAAUAAAAAUCUUCUGGCACGACAAGCUGUACAAAUUAGUCCCCUUCAGUCGUGGGCGCCGGAGCUGCGUCACUUCACCGAGCAGGAGGACACGGUGGCGGCCGGCGGCAGGAUGUGUGACCUCUGGGUUGACACUCCGACGUUUAUUAUGAAGAUUGAUGCAACUGUUAAUUUGUAUCACCACUUCUGCGACUUCUUCAACCUCUAUGCGUCACAACAUGUCAACAACACUGACUCAUCUGCCUUCUCCCGCGACACACAGAUCCUUAUAUGGGAGACUCUCGUGUACCGCACCAACUUCGGGUCAGCCUUCGAUGCUUUUACCAAGAACCCCAUUUGGACUCUUAACUCUGUCUCAGGGCAGCGGGUGUGCUUCAAGGAGGUGGUGUUGCCGCUACUGCCUCGGAUGGUCUUUGGCCUCUACUACAACACUCCCAUUAUUUGGGGAUGUGAGAACAGCGGUUUAUUCCACGCCUUCUCUCACCACCUCAUCCACCGCUUGCACAUCCCGGAGAGAACUGUCGGGGACGGGAAGAUACACGUGACAUUCCUCUCGCGGGAGACUGAAUUCCGACGAGUCUUAAAUGAGGCGGAACUCAUCGAGGCCGUCAGAAGAGAUAAGAGUUUUGUUGUGAGGAAGGUGGACUACAGCCACGAGAUGGACUUCCACCAGCAGCUGAGGCAAGACCAAUGGACAGAUGUAUUUAUUGGUAUGCAUGGUGCUGGUCUGACCCAUCUGCUCUUUCUUCCUGACUGGGCUGUUGUCUUGGAACUAUACAAUUGUGGUGACCCAAACUGCUUCAAGGAUCUGGCACGUUUACGAGGGAUCAAAUACCUGACGUGGCAAGACCCAGCCAAACUAACCCCACAAGAUAAGGGCAGGCAUCCCACUGAAGGAGCUCACGAAAAGUUCACGAAUUACUGGUUCGACAGAGAGGAGUUCGUGCGACUUAUGCAGGAGGCAGCGGAGCACGUCAGGGAGCACAGAGGCUGGCGGAAUCUACAGGAACAGUUGAAUAAGUCGCAGCAACGGGAGGAGUUGUGAAUGUGGUUAAGUUAGGUUAUGAGGUUGUAAGGGUCAUCUGUGUUGGUUGUGAGGCGAUAUUAGUCGAGUUGAUUUGUGGUUGAUGUUGAUACUACCACGUUCUGUCCUUUUCUUUCCUGUUCUGUCCUUUUCUUUCCUAUUCUGUCCUUUUCUUUCCUAUUCUGUCCUUUUCUUUCCUGUUCUGUCCUUUUCUUUCCUGUUCUGUCUUUUUCUUUCCUAUUCUGUCCUGUUCUGUGUUGUUCAAUCCCGCCAAAUACCUUCCCCUUAGCCCCUACACCCCGGGUAACGUUCCAGAAUGCGCUCCUUUUCCCGCCACUGUUUAAAUGGCCAGCGCGGGUUAUGAGGUUCCAGUGUGACUAUUUGCUUGUCACGCCACCCCUCGGCCACAGGGAAGCUUCCUGGACAUAAUUACCUACUUUUCUUUGUCCAUUUCAUCAUGUUGUAUCAAGGUAAUAUUGAUAAAAGUAGUGUAGUUGUAUUGUAGUGUAGUAUUACUGUAAAACAAUGCUAUGAUUAUGUUAUAAAUGUAUUUAUUUGUGGAAUUAUUAUUUUAUGCAUUAAUUGCUCUACCAAACACAAAGACAGCCUGGCGACAGACUGCGUGUGUGUUGCCAAGUGCUUUUUAUGAAAAAUACUGCAAAUAAAAUAUUCUAAAUGAAUUAUUUAUACCAAAUAAGUAUUAUGAUCAGUAAAUAUUUGCAUUACUGGCCAUCUCGAACACAAAGGCAAGCUUAGUGCGUAGGUGACCACGAAUGCUCCCUUAUCUCCCUCCCUCCGCACGGCCAGGGAAGUUUCUAGAGGGUCAAUAUAUAGAUUUUCUUACUAUGGACCUGUGAAUCCAAGACAUGAACCCUUGAAUCUCAGACAUGGACCUGUGAAUCCAAGACAUGGACCUGUGAAUCCAAGACAUGAACCCUUGAAUCUCAGACAUGGACCUGUGAAUCCAAGACAUGGACCUGUGAAUCCAAGACAUGAACCCUUGAAUCCCAGAUCAUUGUUGGGUCUAUAGCAGGUGCACAGGUUCAUGGAUGGGGGAGCAAACUGACGGACCUUUUAUGGUGGCUGUACUGUACAGUCGUCUGGUACAGUGGCAGGUGUGUUUUAUCAGAUGUGGCAACUCUGUGUUUUAUCAGAUGUGGCAACUCUGUGUUUUGUCAGAUGUGGCAACUCUGUGUUUUAUCAGAUGUGGCAACUCUGUAUUUUAUCAGAUGCGGCAACUUGUGGUAUAACUUAAUUGUAAUUUAUUAAUAGUAUUUUUUUUAAAUAAGUGAAUUAAGAGUUUUAUCGGCUUUUGUGUUUCUGCCAAGUACUGUAAAGCCGUCCCUUCAGUUACUCAAAGGCUCGGCUCGUGAAAAAUAAUGUAUAAAAUUGAUCCAGGAACAUUUGUAUGCCGGUGCUGUUCAUUGAGUCCUCCGUCCAAUAACAACUAAGAGACCGGCCCUGAGAGUAAAUCUGCCUUAUAUCCCGUCCAGUGUAAGCAGUACCCACUUGGUUCUGUUCAAUUGAUUAUUUAUACAUCAAGAUAGUGUUUUAAGGCAGGUAUGAUAUAAAGUAAUGUGCUUUAUUUAUUAUUGAAAUACAGUACAGUAGGAAUAUAGGGGUACAUUUGGUGCAAGAGGAGUGGGAGCUGAGACAAUAAGUAGAAACACACACACAUACAGACACACACACAUACAGACACACACACACACACACAUACAGACACACACAUACAGACACACACAUACACACACACACACACAUACAGACACACACACACACACACACAACAUAUAAUUUCGUUGAUAUAAGUGUCCAAAUAGUUAGCGCUGUAUGUAAUUCACUCGAUUAGCUGAAAGUUACGACACCUGACCAUGAUACAGUAUCAAGUUCAGGUUAGGACACAUGCCUAUUUCAGACUCCAUUACACGACACUGAUGCACAAUUUAUGCCUUUUUUUAAUAUCAGGUUCGUAGCUCAGGUGGUGAAGGAUAUUUUAGUGAUUAAUGGUGAUACGUUUCUUCCUCUUAUGAAGGUCUCUGUCGGGUCAUUGAGAUGAUGGCAUUAACUUGAGGCGCUGACGAUCAUUAUUCUGGAGGUCUGUGGCGCUGGUGUUGUCAUGAGCGAGGUCAUUUGUACACCACCACAAGAUCGGCUCCCAUAGAUACCUGCAGGGUUAGGUUAGGUUUCUG